CCGGGGCCACAGUGUGGGGUGUACUUGAAGAAGAGACACAGAAAAGUUACGAGCGGAUCUUUUUUCUGACGUCUGAUCUGCUGCAGCAUCCUCCGAGAGCAUCAUCAUGGCAAACAAGGCACAGCAGCCUCCUCACCUGCACCUGGCCGAGGUCACCGCGUCUCAGUUCCUCGACAUUUGGAAACAUUUCGACACCGACGGUAAUGGCUACAUCGAGGGGAAGGAGCUGGAGAACUUCUUCAGGGAGUUGGAGAUGGCCCGGAGAGGAGCUGGGGUGGACCCUACAAAACCCACAUUCAGAGAAAACAUGAAGGAGUUCAUGCAGAAGUUCGACAAGAACAAAGAUGGAAGGAUUGAGAUGUCAGAGCUGGCCCAGAUUCUCCCUACCGAAGAGAACUUCCUGCUCUGCUUCAGACAGUAUGUCAGCUCCAGUGCUGAGUUUAUGGCGGCAUGGAGGCGGUAUGACACAGAUCGCAGUGGCUACAUUGAAGCAAAUGAACUGAAGGGCUUUCUGUCAGACCUGCUCCAGAAGGCUAACAGACACUACGAUGACCAGAAGCUCCAGGAGUACACACAGACCAUACUCAGGAUGUUUGAUCUGAAUGGAGAUGGGAAGUUGGGCCUGUCGGAGAUGGCAAGGCUCCUUCCUGUUCAGGAGAAUUUCUUACUUAAAUUCCAGGGUGUCAAGUUGGACGCUGAGCAGUUCAAUGACAUCUUCACAUUCUAUGACAAGGAUGGCAAUGGCUACAUCGAUGAGCACGAGUUGGACGCGCUGCUACGAGACCUUUACCAGAAAAACAAGAUGGAGGUGGACCUGAAGAGCCUGACAGGCUACAAGCAGAGCAUCAUGAGCCUGUCUGAUGGAGGGAAGCUGUACCGUGGCGAGCUUGAAAUUGUCCUCUGCAGGGAGCCAAUUCUGUGACUUUUCCUCCUCUCUUGUUGUAUAUCAUAAUUUUCUCUGCCUGCCCUGCUUUGCCCUCCCGAGACCACACCCACUUCCAGCUGCCUGGCAACAUAUACCAGGUGCAUGAGCCAGACACCCCCCGCCCCGUAUCAUUUACCCGCCCCCUGUUAAAGUUACAACUCCAGAAUGAAAGAUAAGUGCACUGUCAGCACGCAACAGCUCUUUGUCCUUAAACCCUUAUUUUCUGAUAUUUGACCCUUCAACCCCCAACAUGACCUGUGAGUCCUCUAUCUUUUCUUCUUGAAAACUUUUCCCAUGUCGUUAACCGUUUCUGACCUCAUCCCUGUCUAUGCCGCCCAUGCUGUGCCUGACUUGUAUAUCCUAAAAAAAAAAACAUUAUUCCACAGAAAUGACCUUUGAACCUGUUUAUAACCCCUGUACCUCUACCCGGCUUCAUUGACCCUUUGUUCCCUUGCUCUAUCAACUUUGCAUUAGAUACAAUAUAUAGUCAAGAAACAUGCAGAAGACUGUGUUUGAACUGAUUAAUUUAUAGUAUGUGAUGGAACUGUUACUGAU
Messenger RNA from Cheilinus undulatus (humphead wrasse), 1480 nucleotides. RefSeq names its product calbindin 2a (gene calb2a). Gene Ontology annotation, cellular component: cytosol; dendrite; synapse. Gene Ontology annotation, biological process: regulation of presynaptic cytosolic calcium ion concentration; regulation of long-term synaptic potentiation. Gene Ontology annotation, molecular function: calcium ion binding. The transcript is spliced from 11 exons. NCBI's taxonomy places the organism in Eukaryota, Metazoa, Chordata, Actinopteri, Labriformes, Labridae. The record is from RefSeq and is a predicted model, not a curated record. Bases 107 to 922 code for a protein of 271 amino acids.